Messenger RNA from Aspergillus melleus, 2121 nucleotides. RefSeq names its product bifunctional K:H/Na:H antiporter NHX1 (gene NHX1). The coding region runs from base 1 to 2121 and encodes 706 amino acids. Gene Ontology annotation, molecular function: sodium:proton antiporter activity. The record is from RefSeq and is a predicted model, not a curated record. Lineage: Eukaryota; Fungi; Ascomycota; Eurotiomycetes; Eurotiales; Aspergillaceae. Gene Ontology annotation, biological process: sodium ion transport; proton transmembrane transport; vacuolar acidification. The transcript is spliced from 5 exons. Gene Ontology annotation, cellular component: late endosome; fungal-type vacuole membrane; early endosome.
AUGGCUAAACAACUCAUGAGCGACACCUUCCACCAGCUGCUCCGGAGAGCGGCGGAAUCCGAGACAGACCCCGACGAAGAUGCGCCGGAAGCCGGAACCAAGGAGUUCUUCAGCUCCUGGGCCCUUUUCAUCCUGAUCAUGCUCUUGAUGUUUGCUCUCUUCACGAGUUACAUUCUCCAACAAAAGAAGAUCCAGGCAGUUCACGAAACGGUCUUGUCCAUUUUUGCGGGUAUGUUCGUCGGGUUGAUUAUCCGAUUGAGCCCGGAAUCACCUAUCCAAGACAGCGUAACCUUCGACUAUCAGUUCUUCUUCAACCUCCUUCUUCCUCCGAUUAUCUUGGCUUCCGGAUAUGAGCUGCACCAGGCGAAUUUCUUUCGGAACAUUGGCACCAUUUUGACCUUUGCGUUCGCGGGCACCUUCAUUUCUGCGAUCGUGCUAGGACUGGUCUUGUAUGUCUGGACGAGGAUUCCGCUGGAUGGGCUGAACAUCACCUUUGUGGAGGCGAUCUCCGUGGGCGCAACGCUGUCAGCUACGGAUCCCGUCACUAUCCUAGCCAUCUUCAAUCUAUAUAAGGUCGAGCCGAAACUCUACACGGUGAUCUUUGGCGAGUCGAUCCUGAACGACGCCAUUGCAAUCGUCCUGUUCGAAACGGCACAGAAAUACGCGGACAGCGAAGCCGGAUCGCUAUCCUUCCUCAAUCUAUUCGAGGCCAUCGGUCUGUUCUUGCUGGUGUUCUUUGGUAGUAUGCUGGUAGGCAUGAUCGUAGGCAUCAUGACUGCGCUGGGCUUGAAAUACACGCACGUUCGUCGGCAGCCUAAGAUUGAGAGUUGUUUGAUUGUCCUCAUUGCAUAUGCCAGCUACUUCUUCUCCAAUGGCGUUUAUCUUUCCGGAAUUGUGUCGCUCCUGUUCUGCGGCAUUACGCUGAAGCAUUAUGCCUACUACAACAUGUCACGCCGAACACAGUUGACUACAAAGUAUCUGUUCCAGGUUAUGGCUCAGUUGUCGGAGAACUUCAUCUUCAUCUAUCUUGGACUUGACUUGCUCGUCCAACGGAAUCUACAGUUCAAGCCUCUCUUCAUUAUGGUUGCCGUUUUCGGUAUCUGUAUCGCCCGUUACCUCGCGGUGUUCCCACUUUCCAAAGCCAUUAACUGGUUUAUCCGAUACCGGGCUCGGCGCCGUGGGAUGGAUGUCGCGGACGAACUGCCUUUCGCCUACCAAGCAAUGCUCUUCUGGGCAGGAUUGCGAGGAGCGGUCGGCGUCGCGCUCGCUGCAGGCCUCACGGGUGUCAAUGCCCCGGCCCUGCGUGCGACGGUGCUCGUCGUUGUCGUGCUGACGGUCAUCAUCUUCGGAGGCACGACCGCUCGUAUGCUGGAGAUUCUCGGAAUUCGCACGGGCGUGGUCGAAGAGCUGGAAUCGGACGAUGAAUUCGACAUUGAGGUCACCAACGGAGGCACAUACUACAAGCGCUCUGACACCGCUCUCGGCUACACGCCUCGUCGGAUGGAUUCCACUAUUCCUCUAGACGGGAUGCCACGAGGAACCAUAGACCGGAACGAUAGCUACUCGAGUGGCAACAAUCGCCGCCCUAGCCCACCGGCGCCGUCCUCUUCUGGCAGGAGUCGUGGCCAUUCGCGGCUCUACUCGAACGCUUUCAGCCCCAAGGACACGCAGACGAGUCGGGACCGUUCCUCGACAGCCACUCUCCUUAACAACGGCGGCGCCCCGAGCCAUAGUGGCAGCAGCGCGGCUAGUGAGGAUGAGUUCGGUCUGAGAACCACCGGCAAGAGUCGAGUGUCGGAUGCCGACCAGGUCGAUGCCUUCGAUCUGGAUGUGGACGACGCUCCCUCGGAUGAUGACCUGCCUCCAUCUGCACACACAGCGUCUCGACUCCGCCGAUCUCCCUCUCAUCUCGGCGGUGCCUCCCAAGCACCCCCUUCAGCCAGCGUGUCUCCCUCCAGACGAGAAGCAUCAGGAAUGAGCGCCCGAGAUGCCAUCCGCGAUUUUUUCUCCGGCGGAGCAUCCGGAGACCAUGCCGCCUGGUUUCGGCAGCUGGAUGAAGAUUAUAUCAAGCCCCGACUUCUGCUGGACCAGUCAAAUCACAAGGGGCCCGGUGCCGUUUAG